Bathycoccus prasinos is the source of this 663-nucleotide messenger RNA. RefSeq names its product GPR1/FUN34/yaaH family protein. Gene Ontology annotation, biological process: succinate transmembrane transport; acetate transmembrane transport. Bases 1 to 663 code for a protein of 220 amino acids. The transcript has a single exon. The record is from RefSeq and is a predicted model, not a curated record. Gene Ontology annotation, cellular component: plasma membrane. Lineage: Eukaryota; Viridiplantae; Chlorophyta; Mamiellophyceae; Mamiellales; Bathycoccaceae. Gene Ontology annotation, molecular function: acetate:proton symporter activity.
AUGUCAUCGAGUUAUCGUCCGAUUGCAAACGCGACUCCACUCGGUCUCCUCGCGUUUGGUACAACAACUGCUAUUCUGUCCGCAGGUUUAUGCACCAUCGCCGAAAAAGAUCGAAACGCGGCGUUGACCGUAGGCUUUGCGUUUGGUUUCGGCGGCGUCGUACAAUUUCUCGCCGGUAUCAUCGAGUUUGUCCGAAACAACGAGUUUUCGGCAACUGCGUUUUGCGUAUACGGCGGGUUUUGGCUCUCCUACGGCGUUUGGAAGAUUAUGGAAACGACCGGUGUGUUUGUUCCAGACGCAAACACGUUGUCCUACUACUCAGCCGCGUGGGCCGUGGUCACGUUCAUCUUACUCAUUCAAACGUUUAAAAUCAACAUGGCCAUCGCGUUGCUCUUUGCGAACCUCACCUUCUUCUUCGUCCUCCUCUCCGCGGCGGAACAAACGAGUUCAGACUCGUUCCUCAUGAAGUUUACCGGUGGCUGGGGCAUCUGGACCGCCCUCUCGGCGGUCUACGCCGCCGCCGGUGAGCUCACCAACACCACGUACGAAAAAGAAGUCGUACCGAUGGGGAACUUCGGCGAGGUCGAUUACGGCAUCGCCAGUCCCGGCAAAGGCGAGUCCGUGGUGAAGAAAACGGAAGCGCCGACUGGGAACAUCGCCUGA